AUGUCAUCCCCGCCUGUCCCAUCGACGACCACAACCUACCGCAACCCGCUCGUGAAGGCCGCCGACAUCCAAGCGGCCCUCACUGAACAUGGGCACUUUCUAAACCCUCGCGUCUCGUUCAAGCAAGCGUCCAUGUCAGACAUGGCGGGACUCGGGCGCGCAACAGGUGUACACUUGAACGUCCUGCCCGCCAACGGCGAGUCGACCGAGAUCCACCACCACAUGCACGAGACAGAGUGGAUGUACAUCAUCUCGGGAUCCGGCGACCUCCUCCUCACGCCCGCCAACAUGCAGCCGCCGCCCGAGGGCUGUUCGGUCGCCUCCACGACGCCGACGGUGCCGCACAACCUGCCGCUCGAGACGGUCCCCGCUGCCGUGGGCGACUUUAUCGGCUUCCCGGGCGGGCCUGGGGAGGGCCUGUAUGCGCAUGGCUUCAAGGCCGGGCCGGAGGGGUGCACGUAUCUCGUCGGCGGGACGAGGGAGGCCAUGGACAUUUGUACUUAUCCCUUUGCCGAGAAGACACUGCUCAUCGAGGGUGGAAAGGGCGGGUCGAGGUCGGUCUGGGACAGUAAGGCGAUGAGCGACCCCCGCCAGCCGAGGAAGUGA
Molecule: messenger RNA, 606 nt
Organism: Apiotrichum porosum
Lineage: Eukaryota; Fungi; Basidiomycota; Tremellomycetes; Trichosporonales; Trichosporonaceae
Exons: 4
Coding region: 1-606 (201 amino acids)
Source: RefSeq, a predicted model, not a curated record